UCGCUCUUGUAGCCCAGGCUGGAGUGCAAUGGCACGAUCUCGGCUCACUGCAACCUCCGCCUCCCGGGUUCAAGCGAUUCUCCUGCCUCAGCCUCCCGAGUAGCUGGGAAUUCAGGCUUGCGCCACCAUGCCCGGCUAAUUUUUGUAUUUUUAGUAGAGACAGAGUUUCACCAUGUUGGCCAGGCUAGCCUCGAACUCCUGACCUCAGGCGAUCCACCUGCCUCGGCCUCCCAAAGUGCUGGGAUUACAGGCGUGAGCCACCGCGCCCCGCUCAGAGUUAAAAAUCUUAUUUCAGCGUCUUUCCAAGUCCAGGUGACUCAUUUCUUACCUUUCCCACCAGUAGAGUUUAGUAUGAAAAGUUGGGCAGUUAUUGUUGUGUGUAGUCUUGUCAUUUUGUUGGUCUGUAGUUAUUACAGUUUCUUAUGAGUUUAUUAUUUAACAACGUAAUAGUAAACCAUUUCUUCUUUGUGUUAUACUAUUCUGACACAAGAUAUACUAGUCCUUUUGAUAACAGAUUCUUGAAUGUAAGUUAUAAGGAUUUAAAUACCCUCAGUUUAUCGUAGAGCAGAAUUAGUGAUGACCUGUAAGCUGUGAAGAACGGUUACACUUUUCACUAUUUAAUUUUGUUGCAUGUAAGUUUAAUGUUCACUGGGUUUUAUCUGAGUAACUUGACCAAGUGUGUAUUUUUAAUCCUGGGUUCUAUAGAAUUAUACUAUGUAGCAUCAAAGCAUCUGGUUCAUUGUUACUACUCUGUGUAAGUCUUUAUAGUUUCACUAAUUAAAUUGCAAGGUAAUGUGAAUAGAUUUCCUCCCUUUCUGAUUAAAUCCAGAGGUAAUGUAAAUAGUUUUCUUCCCUUUCUUUUUUCUGUCGUACUGAAGGUAGUACUGUCAAGAUGAUAAGCGUGGAAUAAAGCUUCAGAAGGUCUUUACCAAUCUUUCUCCUACCAACUUUUACAUAGAUGAAAUCAGGUUAAAAUGAACAUAACAGAAAUACUUCACAAGGGAAUAAAGUAGGGGGAAAAGGGAUAACAUGUAACAUGGGGUCAAGGAAAAAGAGUGUGAAGUAGUUUUGCUCUCUCUACCUUGCAAAUAGGAGUCCUUAAAGACAACUGGGAUUAAAAGAAGGGGUUUGAGAUAGUGAAUUCUUAAGAAGAAAAUAAUGGAUUGCAUAUUAGUUGUUCUCUAAGUAGACUCAACAGUGUGCAAGCUUGUUGCAAAAGCCAAAAGAAGAUGGCAACUCCUUAUGUCCCAGUUCCUAUGCCUAUAGGAAACUCUGCUUCCAGUUUUACAACCAACAGAAAUCAAAGAAGUUCUUCUUUUGGCAGUGUCUCAACAAGCUCAAACUCUUCUAAGGGCCAGUUAGAAGACUCAAAUAUGGGUAAUUUUAAACAGACAACUGUUCCGGAUCAAAUGGAUAAUACUUCAUCUGUCUGUAGCAGUCCCCUCAUUAGGACUAAAUUUACAGGUGCAGCUUCUUCCAUUGAGUAUUCUACUAGACCAAGAGAAACUGAAGAACAAAAUCCGGAAACAGUGAAUUGGGAAGAUAGACCGUCUACACCUACUAUACUGGGUUAUGAAGUGAUGGAAGAAAGAGCUAAAUUUACUGUGUAUAAAAUACUAGUAAAGAAAACCCCAGAAGAAAGCUGGGUAGUUUUCAGAAGAUACACUGACUUCUCUAGGCUUAAUGACAAAUUAAAAGAGAUGUUUCCAGGUUUUCGGCUAGCACUUCCUCCAAAACGCUGGUUUAAAGAUAAUUACAAUGCUGACUUUUUAGAAGAUAGACAAUUAGGAUUACAAGCGUUUCUUCAAAAUUUAGUAGCUCACAAGGACAUUGCUAACUGCCUUGCAGUGAGAGAAUUUCUUUGUUUGGAUGAUCCACCGGGUCCAUUUGAUAGCCUAGAAGAAAGCAGGGCAUUCUGUGAAACUUUAGAAGAGACAAACUACCGCUUACAGAAAGAACUACUUGAAAAACAAAAGGAGAUGGAAUCACUAAAGAAACUGCUCAGUGAGAAGCAACUUCAUAUAGACACUUUAGAGAACAGAAUCAGAACAUUGUCUUCAGAACCUGAAGAAUCACUGGAUGUGUCAGAAACAGAAGGUGAACAGAUCCUAAAGGUGGAGUCCUCUGCACUUGAGGUUGAUCAAGAUGUCCUGGAUGAAGAAUCUAGAGCUGAUAAUAAACCAUGCUUAAGUUUUAAUGAACCUGAAAAUGCUGUAUCAGAGAUAGAAGUAGCAGAAGUGGCAUAUGAUGCUGAAGAAGACUAAUAUAUCACAAGCAGUUCCCUCCAUUUAGACUAUUCAACAAAUUUAGAAGAGUGGCAAAUACUAUUUUAAAAGAAGAACCAAGAACUGUAAAACAUAUAGAAAAGAGCAAGAAUGCACAUGUAUAAAGUUUACAUAAAGAAGUUUUUUUAAGUUAUUGAGAUAGGAAGUAUAUUCACUGCUGCUUUUAAUUGUAUUUUAUCCAAUUAUAUUUAAUACACUAAAAAAAUCUUGUUGGAAUUCUGUUAUCAAGGCCCACAUUCUUAAACGCUGUGCAUAAAUUAUUAUGGUGUUUUGCCUAUAUAUUGCUCCAAACUACUGUGUAUAUAUGUGUGUUAAAUCACCAAUUAUAUUAAUCAAAUGGAAAUUAAUUGCAUGUUACUAUCUGGGUGAUAUAUUCUUCUUUAUAUCUCUGACAUGACAUAUUUUCAUUAAUAGUUUAAAUCAGUGACCAUCAUAGUAAAGAUAAAAUUUGGUUGAGUUUUUAAUGUUUACAUGUUUACCAUCUCUAAAUAAAAUUUGCUUAUUUGAAAUGUUAAUGCUCUUUAGAAAAAAAAAUGACUUUCUAGUACCAAAGGAAAACUACUUGAAAGAGCUGUAAUCAUAUAGCUAAAGUGAUGAGAUAGCCUUGAUUUUAAAAGCUGAUUCAUUAAUAUCAAAAUACUUUAAUAAGUGUCACAGUUAUUAAUAUGUUACAUUUGUUUAGUUUCCACAUAAUCUUUAUCUCUACCUAGAUUUAGUGAGUUUCCCUCUUUCAGAAUACUACCUCCUUUUGUUAAGGCAUAUUCUUUUGAAAAUAUAGAUUCUAAAUAAAUAGGGGCUUAUACAAAAAAGAAAAUAAAAAGCCAUAUAUACUGCAAAGUUCCUAACUGGCUUGACUCCCGACAUUGCAUUUUUAUUUCUAUAUAUGUGACGAUGUUGUUAUACUGUAUUAUGGCUGAUUUUCUUUUUAAUAUAUUUAGCCAAGUGAUGCACUUUAUGAUAAUUAAACUCUUUUGUGCCAAGUUUAAUUGGUGGAUUUCUUUAGUAAGUAGAGUUAGGAGAAAGAAUUAUGUAGUGCCUUUACUAUUUCAAUUUCUACAAAAGUCGUCUAGGGUCUUUGAGUCAGCUUUAUGAAAAAAUGUUUGUUUAUUUUAGCUUUGUGUACAGUCAUUAAAAGUGCCUUGUUUCAUUUUUAUAGGAUGAAGUUAUUUAUUUUCUAUUUUCACUGUUUUGCAUAUUGCUGUUAAUAUGCAUUGUAAUCAUGCUGGCAUUUUGUAGUCCCAGUCGGUAUGCUUUCUAAAAACUGAGAGAAACUUACUGGGGAAAUAGAAUAACAAUCUCCAUUUUUUUCUUUACUAUCUAAAAGUUUAUCAGUAUCUUGAUGUAUAUAUUAAGGUGUGGCUGUUUAAAAUUCUACUGACAUAUAUCAACACAUUCAAUGGCUGUUGUUAACCUUUGAAGUAAAAAGGAGAUCACUUUUUACCAAAUAACCAAAAAUUUUUAGUCUUUGUCAAAGUACACAGGUAUGCUCUCAGAACAUUUUUCACAAUGUGUAUUAGAAAUAUGUUUGCUAUCCUUAGAGACAGAAAUGAAUAUAACAAAUUGAUCUGCUUAUUUAUUAAAAUUAUUAUUCUAGACUUACAAAAGGCUUAAAAAGAACAAUCAUUUCAUCAGUACCAUUCUGAAUCUUAUAUAACAGAUCUUUGCCAAAUUCUAGAUAUUAUAGUGUUGCCUGUCUGUUCUAAAGUGAACCACCCACUUUUUCAAUCUGGCUUUUUGGAAGAUUAUAUUUAAAGUUCUGCAAGGAUGAAGAAAAAAAUCUGUUAAUUAGGUAAACCACUAUUAUUUAUAUUUAUAAUUUACUUUUUUUUUUUACUUUUAUAAUGCAUUUUACUCCCAGUAUUAUGUUCAUUUAAUAAAUUAUUUUUUCACUACAA
Symphalangus syndactylus (siamang) is the source of this 4180-nucleotide messenger RNA. It is a transcript of the gene SNX16, whose product is annotated as sorting nexin 16. NCBI's taxonomy places the organism in Eukaryota, Metazoa, Chordata, Mammalia, Primates, Hylobatidae. Gene Ontology annotation, biological process: endosome to lysosome transport; early endosome to late endosome transport; protein targeting to lysosome. Gene Ontology annotation, molecular function: phosphatidylinositol binding. Gene Ontology annotation, cellular component: early endosome; late endosome. The record is from RefSeq and is a predicted model, not a curated record.